AGACGGGAGGCGUAUCCCGACCUCGCGUUGCUUCUAUGGCACAGCUGCGGUACAAUCACAACGCUUCUACAGGAGGUGGUGGCGAUAUACCCCAUGCUAUCGCCGCCCACGCUCACAGCGGGCGCGUCCAACCGCGCGUGCAACGCGCUCGCCGUGCUGCAGUGCGUCGCCUCGCACCCUGAGACGCGCGUGCUCUUCCUCAACGCGCACAUCCCGCUAUACCUGUACCCUUUCCUGAACACGGUCAGCAAGACGCGCCCCUUUGAGUACCUGCGCCUCACGUCCCUGGGCGUCAUUGGCGCCCUCGUCAAGGUGGACGACACAGACGUGGUCAACUUCCUGCUCUCAACAGAGAUCAUUCCGCUGUGCCUGCGCACCAUGGAGAUGGGGUCGGAGCUCUCCAAGACGGUGGCCACGUUCAUAGUGCAGAAGAUCCUACUGGACGACGUGGGGCUGGCUUACAUCUGCGCCACUGCUGAGAGAUUCUUCGCUGUGAGCGCCGUCCUGGGCAACAUGGUACAGCUACUAGCAGAGCACCCGUCCGUCCGCCUCUUGAAGCACAUCAUCCGCUGCUACCUGCGCCUCUCCGACAACCCCCGGGCUGGCGAGGCCCUCCGAACCUGUCUCCCCGACCUGCUCCGAGACGCCACCUUCUCGGCGUGCCUGCGGGACGACGUCACCACACGCCGCUGGCUCGCCCAACUCCUCAUCAACGUCGGCCCUCCACUGCACCAGGCGGGGGGAGGAGGGGGAGGGGGAGUGGGAGGGGGGCCCCCUGGCCCCCCACAGGCGCUGCAUGGCGGGGGAGGGAACCCUGUGCAUGGGGGGCCAGGUGCGGGUGGAGUGGGGAUGCAUGGGGGGGGGGGAGCGGGGGCGUUGCACUCGUCAUCCCCCUCGCCACUCCAUGGGACUUCAUCUCCGAUGCAUGCAGCACAGCGGCCAGGGCAGAUGGGGGGACCCAUGGGCGUGGUGGGGGGCAUGGGCGGGGGCGUGGGGGGGAUGGGCCUUCCCCCCAUGGACACACUUCCCCCUGUGAACUGA
Messenger RNA from Closterium sp. NIES-65, 1041 nucleotides. Lineage: Eukaryota; Viridiplantae; Streptophyta; Zygnematophyceae; Desmidiales; Closteriaceae. The record is from the annotation of a GenBank genome assembly.